Elgaria multicarinata webbii is the source of this 562-nucleotide messenger RNA. It is a transcript of the gene MALL, whose product is annotated as mal, T cell differentiation protein like. NCBI's taxonomy places the organism in Eukaryota, Metazoa, Chordata, Lepidosauria, Squamata, Anguidae. The transcript is spliced from 4 exons. The coding region runs from base 83 to 562 and encodes 159 amino acids. Gene Ontology annotation, biological process: myelination. Gene Ontology annotation, cellular component: membrane. The record is from RefSeq and is a predicted model, not a curated record. Gene Ontology annotation, molecular function: structural constituent of myelin sheath.
AAGCUUCGUGUGCCAACUGUGCUGUCGCACAGAUAACUGAGUGUUGUGGAGCUGUAACUUCAGCUAUUUAGCCUGCGUAGACAUGGAUUCCAAAGCCACGGGACCAGCUCCUGUCUACCCAGCACCUGAAAAUAUUCCUUCUGGACUGAACAUUUUAAGAACAAUACCCUAUGCUUUGAUCCUGCCAGAGCUGAUCUUUGGCUGCUGGGUUUGGAUCCUUGUAGCAGCUACCACCGUGCAUUUCCCUAUGCUGCAGGGAUGGGUUAUGUAUGUGUCAAUCAGUUCCUUUCUCAUCUCCCUGGUGCUUCUACUGUCCUACCUGUUUGGCUUCCACAAAAAAUUUGAGUCCUGGAGAAUCCUGGAUAGCCUUUACCAUGGAGCCACUGGCAUUUUAUAUAUGAGUGCUGCAGUCUUACAGGCUAAUGCAACGAUCCGUUCCGAGACGGAAGUAGACAAACAAUUUAUACCUCGCUCCUAUCAGCUCAAUGCUGCAGCCACGUUCUUUGCUUUUAUCACCACUCUGCUGUACAUUUUGCACGCCUUCAGCAACUACUACCAUUGA